UUGAAGCCGAAAUUCCCAUUUCUCCUCCUCCUUCGUCCUCAGUCCGUACUCUUCCUUCCCUAGUUUUCUUUCGCCGCCGGUGCUGCCUUACCAACGCCGCCGGCCGGACGUUACUGCCGCCGACCUUCUUCUGCUCCGCCACGGACGCCGCUUCCCAUACAUCCAGAACAAUCAGCACAAGGAUUCAGUAGCAGAUAGGAAACUAGCUGGGAGAGAUCGGAAGUAACAAUGGCAAGCGCACCCGCUCAAAUUCCCACCAGUUUUGGGCACGAGCUCAGAGCUUGUCUUCGUUGUCGUCUCGUCAAAACUUACGAUCAGUUUCGAGAAUCGGGCUGUGAGAAUUGUCCCUUCUUCAAGAUGGACGAAGAUCAUGAGCGUGUUGUAGAGUGUACUACUCCUAAUUUUAAUGGGAUAAUUUCAGUCAUGGAUCCUACCAGAAGUUGGGCUGCUAGAUGGCUGCGAAUUGGAAGAUUUGUCCCAGGUUGUUACACUCUUGCAGUCUCAGAGGCCCUCCCAGAGGAUUUGCAGAAUUUAUGUGAAGAGGAGCGUGUGCAAUAUGCACCACCAAAACGCGUAUGACUGUAUGUUAUCUCUGUCCCGUCUCAAUUUAAAAGAAGUCUUCCUUGUUCAUGUAUUAGUAUCUUUAGUUUGACUAGCAUUUAGUAUGUGACGUCUUUUGGAAGAAAUUAACAGGAGUAUUUGCUAACAUCUUGCAUUGUACAUCUUAAUUUGCUUCCCCUUGCACCUUUUUAUUGCCCAUUAAGAUACUGAUUCACUAGUGGAAGAAGUUGAAUUGGAGUUGCAUAGGACACCGGUUUGGUUUACUUUUAACAGCAAACAUGGUUAUUGUCGCCAGAAUAUUUUGGUUGGUUGAGGAGAAAAUGUGUUAGCAUACGAAAAAAUGGAUUGAUUUACCGAGAGAUAUCACGUGUAUAAUGAUUGACAAGAUGUGAUCCAUGAUUAAUGGAAGUGCAGGAAGUAGCAUAUCUUUCAAGAAAAAA
This is a messenger RNA of Momordica charantia (bitter melon), 1001 nucleotides long. Its product is annotated as transcription elongation factor SPT4 homolog 2. NCBI's taxonomy places the organism in Eukaryota, Viridiplantae, Streptophyta, Magnoliopsida, Cucurbitales, Cucurbitaceae. Gene Ontology annotation, cellular component: DSIF complex; nucleus. The record is from RefSeq and is a predicted model, not a curated record. Gene Ontology annotation, molecular function: zinc ion binding; RNA polymerase II complex binding. Gene Ontology annotation, biological process: transcription elongation-coupled chromatin remodeling; transcription elongation by RNA polymerase II; regulation of DNA-templated transcription.